CCCCGACCUGCCUCCUCCGUUCCUUCUGGGUCCUUUUUUUCGUCCCCGAUCAUCCCUCCCUCUGUCCCUCCUCCUUUUCCAUUCCCCCUUUCUUUCCUAGUCCUCCCUCCUGUGCACAUCCAUUCCUCCUUCGUUGCUGUUUCCUCCCAUUUUCCCCUCCCUUGCGCCUCCCUCCUCCUGCCCCUAAAGCAUCCUGGGCCACUCAGUAGCCGUAGAUGCUUUAGGGGCAGGAGGAGGAGGAGGGUUGUGGGUGGUUUUUUUCUCCCCUCCUGCCUUGUAGGCUCCGGGAAAAGAAACCAAUCAAACCUCCCUUUCUGGGUGUUCACGCACUCACCAAGCCCUGUGGGCCGGGUUUCAAACCACGUUGUGUCCCCCCCCCCCUCUUUUUUAGUAUUCCUUUGCCAUUGCAAUGGUCUGGACUGUGCCUUUUAAACAGGUGGAAUGGAGGACAGGGAAUCUGAGAAAAUUGUGAUUCUUGUAUCAAUAAAAAUAAAUGUGUGUUGUGUUUGUAUGUGUUGCAGAUCAGAAGAAGGAGGAAACUAUGCCCUCAGAGGGGGAGAAUUCACCUGAGGCAGAAAACAGCAACAACAAUAAAAAAAGCAAAACUGGAGCCUCUCAGGUACAAUAUGAUUCUCAGCCUUCUCCUUUGGCUCUGUUGGCAGCAACUUGCAGCAAAAUAGGGACACCGGGUGAGAAUCAAGCAACUGGACAGCAGAUUAUAAUAGAUCCCAGUCAAGGCUUGGUGCAGCUUCAGAAUCAGCCACAGCAGUUAGAAUUAGUGACAACUCAGCUAGCUGGAAAUGCAUGGCAGCUUGUUGCUGCUGCUCCUCCCGCUUCAAAAGAAAACAAUGUCCAGCAAGCAUCUUCUGUCACUUCUAGUGCAGCAAGUCCCUCUAGCAGCAACAAUGGAAGUGCAUCUCCUUCAAAAACAAAAGCAGGCAGUUCCUCUGGAGCAACUCCAGGACAGUUUCAAGUCAUCCAAGUACAGAAUCCAGGUGGUAGUGUUCAGUAUCAAGUGAUCCCACCGCUUCAGACAACAGAAGGCCAACAAAUUCAGAUCAGUCCUGCUAAUGCCACAGCUCUUCAAGAUUUACAGGGUCAAAUUCAGCUCAUCCCUGCAGGGAAUAAUCAAGCUAUCAUUACAACUACUAAUAGGACAGCUUCUGGGAAUAUUAUUGCUCAAAACUUGGCAAAUCAGACCGUUCCAAUCCAGAUUAGACCUGGUGUUUCCAUUCCAUUGCAACUACCUAUUGCUGGUACUCAGGCACAAGUUGUAACAUCAUUGCCUAUUAACAUUGGGGGAGUGACCCUAGCAUUACCUGUAAUAAAUGUUGCAGCUAGCGGUGGUUCUGGACAGGGUACUCAGACCACUGAUAGUGGUGUUUCCAAUGGAAAUCAGCUACUAUCUACACCUGUCACAACAGCUUCUGUUAGUAUGCCGGAUUCUCCUUCCACGUGCACAACUACUGCCUCUACGUCUCUAACAAGCAGUGAAACUUUAGUAAGCACUGCAGAAACAGGCCAGUAUGCAAGCACAGCAAACAGUUGUGAAUCUGCUACCGAAGAUCCCCCAACUUCUUCAGAAACAGAGGCUCAGAACUCUAGUCAGCUUCAGUCAAACGGACUGCAAAAUGUGCAGGAUCAAUCAAACUCUCUGCAGCAGGUGCAAAUAGUAGGUCAACCUAUUCUACAGCAGAUACAGAUUCAGCAGCCACAACAGCAGAUCAUCCAAGCUAUUUCUCCACAGUCUUUUCAACUCCAGUCAGGACAAACCAUUCAAACCAUUCAGCAACAGCCUUUACAAAAUGUUCAGCUACAAGCAAUGAGUCCAACUCAAGUUCUCAUAAGAGCACCAACUUUAACCCCGUCAGGGCAAAUCAGCUGGCAGACAGUACAGGUCCAGAAUCUUCAAAGUCUUUCAAAUCUUCAAGUUCAAAAUGCUGGGUUACCCCAGCAAUUGACAAUCACUCCUGUAUCUUCAAGUGGUGGUACUAUAGCUCAGAUAGCACCAGUUGCUGUUGCUGGUACACCAAUAACGCUAAAUGCUGCCCAGAUUGCUUCCGUGCCUAAUCUUCAAACAGUAAGCGUUGCUAAUUUGGGUGCUGCAGGUCUCCAAAUGCAAGGAGUUCCAGUUACCAUUACUAGUGUUGCAGGUCAACAAGGACAGGAUGGAGGAGUCAAAGUACAGCAAGCCACAAUAGCUCCUGUAACUGUAGCAGUAGGAGGCAUUGCUGGUGCAGCAAUUGGUGCUGUCAGUCCUGAUCAGAUAACUCAGGUGCAGUUGCAACAAGCCCAGCAAGCUUCUGAUCAAGAAGUGCAGCCUGGCAAAAGGUUAAGAAGAGUGGCCUGCUCAUGCCCUAAUUGCAGAGAAGGAGAAGGAAGAGGCAGUAAUGAACCAGGAAAAAAGAAACAACAUAUCUGCCAUAUUGAAGGUUGUGGAAAAGUAUAUGGGAAAACAUCUCAUCUCCGGGCGCACCUUCGCUGGCAUACUGGAGAAAGACCAUUUAUUUGCAAUUGGAUCUUCUGUGGAAAAAGAUUUACAAGAAGUGAUGAGCUGCAAAGACAUAGACGAACCCACACAGGUGAGAAAAGGUUUGAAUGCCCAGAGUGUUCCAAAAGAUUUAUGCGAAGUGACCAUCUCUCCAAGCAUGUCAAAACUCAUCAAAAUAAGAAGGGUGGAGGAACAGCCCUUGCUAUUGUUACUUCAGGUGAAUUGGACUCUUCAGUUACUGAGGUUCUUGGAUCUCCAAGGAUUGUCACAGUUGCUGCAAUUUCUCAAGAUUCAAAUCCAGCGACUCCUAAUGUUUCAACAAACAUGGAGGAAUUCUGAAAGAACAUUGUACAAUUUCCUAGAGCUGCACUUAAGUUUACAACCUUUCAAGAUAUGGAAGUGGGCUUGUAAAUGUAUUACAGAGCAGGAAAUCAUGUAGUCAGCCUUGAUUUCUGUAAGUAUUCCAAGUUGGAGGAUUAGCAUAGAAGUAUACAUUUAAGACAGAAAUUUCAAAAAUUAAAAUAGGGCCAAUUGACCCAGAUAAAUUAUGAAUAAAACAGGUAAGGAAAAUAUUGCUUCCACACAUUGUUCUCACUUAUGUUUCUGUAUCAUGGAAACUAUUUUGAUUUUUCUUCUUUUUUAUAUGUUAAUGUUUGUUGUAACAACAAACUUAAAAUGCAACAGCAUGGCUGUUGGCUGGGGUUGUUUUCAUAGGAAGGUCUAUAGCACUUUUAUGGGACCUUCCUUCAAAAGGCACAGUAAAAACGCCUAAUUUAGUGAAUAUGAUUGCCUUCAUUUUGGUUUAUGAAACGUUUAUUAAGUUUGGCCAUCUUUGUUUAGUUUUUUUUUAAUGCUUCAGAUGGCAGCAUGUGCAGUGCAGCUGCUGAGCGAGUCUGAGACACUCCUCAGACAAUUUUAACCACUACAUUAUAGUAGUGUGUAUAAUGACAAUCAGUAAAUACAGAUUACUCUCAUGGAGAGGUAAGAGAUCUAUAGAGCCAGUGUAUACAGUAGCAAAUAUUGAAUCUUAGAAAUAUAUUGACAAAAGAUUUUAAUUAAUUUCUGUGUAAGGGUGAAACUUGGAAAGCUAUGUGACGAGUCUUUUAAGCCAUCCCAUUUCAAAACAUAAAUGAUCUAUUACUGAACUUUGGUUAACUUCAGCUUUUAAAAUAUCUGUAAUUUUUAAAUAUUUAAAUUUUAUUAGAAUAAAUGGUGGGAUGUAGAAUGUUACAGUGUGUAUGCACUGCUAUCAACCUUUGGGCAGUUUCAAAUAUUGUCGUUAAUACACUGAAUUCUUUAGACUCUGACAUGACGGCCAAAGAAAAGGACGAAAAACUUCAACCAAAUGCUUAACUCUGAAUUAAUCUAUUCCUUUUCUUUUAUUAGGAACAGUAGUGGCAGGGAUCCAAAUAUCUAUUUUAGAUACACCCACUAGGGUUGGCAUGCCCAGCAGGUUUUUGAUUUUUAAAAAUUUUGAAUAGCAGGCUUUCAGACAAUUUAGAAAACGGCUUUUGAAAGUCCCCUCUGUUUCAGAAGUGGCUUACUAUAUGGCAAACCAGACUAUGCUUGUAAAACUCAAGCUCUGAAGUGCCCUUGAGCUUAAACAGUAGUAAGGUUUGUUUUGGAUCCUUGGCAGAACUUUUCUUUUUCAGUGCCUAAAUAGGCCAGAAAAGAAUAAUUGUAAGGAACUUCUUGUAUCAUCAAUAAGUUUGAUUAUUCAGGCCCAAGACAUGUUAGCAAAUAUGUUUAAUUUUCUGGAAAAUAAAGGGCUUUUGACAAUAAAACAAGAUAUUAUAUUCUCACUAAUGAUAUAGCAGAGUUCAAAGAGGGCUGUGUACUAAAGAUCUUUUGUCCCUGAUUCAGCUUUAGUCAUGGAUAGUUAUAUGAAUGUACAAGGUAGUCACCCUAGAUAGGUGUGCAUAUCCCCAUCUGCAUGACAAUACACAGUCAGCUGGACAGUACUACCUGGAGGAGUGUCAUAAUACAGAUUGAGAUCUAUACCCAAUGAACAUCUGUAUGAGAUACACAUAUGAAAGUCUGCUUUUGCAUGCAGGUGUCCUUGGCUGGACUGGCACAUUUGAAAACACAUCCUUGUGCACAACAGAAGUAUGGCCAAACACAUUCAGAUUUUUAAACAUUUUCCGUAGGUAUAAACAUCAUGUUUUACAAGUCUGCUAAUUUAGAAAAUGGCAUCUAACAGCCCAAUUUAUACACUUUUACUUCAAAAUGUAUUAACGAUCGUAUAAAGAGCAAGAAGUUAACACUUCUCCGUUAAAAAUUAAUUAUCUUUUUUGUUAGGAGAUGCUUGUUUUCUCAAACUCCUUUUAUAAUCUUGCACAGGUUUUUGUGGCAUUGCAUGCAUUUUAAUGACAAAGAUUUAUUGGUAAUUUGUACCACAUACACUUUAGGGAUGCUCUGUGUAGUAAAAUGUGAGGCUGAAAGUCUUUUAUACUUUCAGCUUACAUACAUAGGAAAGAAAACAUUUUACACUGUGGUUAUAAAUGUCAGGUUUCUUGAGCCUUUUGUAGACAUUGAAUUAAGUCUUUAAAUUUGAGGGGGGUGGGGAAAUAUUAUUUUGUAUAUUUUAUUUAAAAGAUUCUCAGCUGAUGUAUCUGGCUUUAAAUCAUCAGACUUAGAUGAUACAUUUAAUACAGGUGGCCAUUAAUUAAUACUAAUUAAUUUUGUUGCAAAUGAACUGAGCAUCAAAUAUAUUUUAUAUUUAUGUUUCUCAAUCAAUGCUAUAAAUGUAGUUAAGCAAACAAAAUUUCCUUACAGAAUCGUGCUUACUUAGAAGUAAAGAAUUUUUUGUAAACUGAAGGUAUGAGUGCUCGGCACAGCUGUUAGAUAUUUAUAUGCAUACUUACGUAUGCAGAUGCGAAGUGGAAAUUAUUUUUUAAUUUGCAGCAAAUCCCUAUUACAAGUAUAUCGAAAUUUUGUUGACAUCACAUAAUCUAAAGUAGAUUAAUCUGUGUUAGCAGGUGCACUUGCUACCCCUGGAAUUAGAAACAUUUUGAUAAGUCUGUUCUGCAUACCAUUCUGAGUCCACUUUUCAGUCUUAGAAGGAUCGUAAAUUUCAGAGUCCUUUAUUUGACUCGGUGGGAUAUAACUGUUGUAUGUAAUAGGGCACAGAUGUGCAGUAGUAGCUUGUUUAAUGGCAUCUCACUGUUCAUUUCCUUUGUCAUUAUAAAAUUUUGCUUUAUUGUAAUUAUCAGUGCAAAGUGUAUUUAUCAUGGUAGACCUCCAGUGUUGGAAUAGUGUUUUUUUUCUCCCCCUUACAGUAUUCUUUCUCGGGAUAGGGCUGUGUAUGUGUUUCCUGAUUACAUUAGAAAUCGGUGUUAAGUCAUUAUUUAUCACACUGUUUCAUGAGAGACGUAAUACAAGUGUGUAAUCUAGGAGAAAAAGUUUAUUUGUCAAACUUAGGUAAGCAUGAUGUUUGGGUCCUAUUUUUCAAUUUUAUAACUGUUUUAUUGCAACAAUAUUUGUAUUUAAGUCUCCAUUUCUAAUGCCUUGUGAUUUUUUUAUGCAUGUCACUAAAUUGUCAUCCCACAAAAAUUGAUGUGCAGCAUAGGGUGUUAAAUUUACAUAAUAAUUUUGAAACAGAGAAAUAGUUGGUGGUAAAAUUGUAAAUGUUUUGCAGAAAAUCCUUAUUAAAAGUUUUGUAGUAAUAUUUCACUUGUAAAUUUUUUGUAAGAAAAAGGAAAAAAGAGAAAAAAGGCAAAGAACACCCAUUCUAGAAUCUAAAAACCAAUUCUGCCAGCAAAGCCUCCAAGGCAUUAAUUUUUACUAUGCUAAUUUGUAUAAAUUUUGUGUGUUUUUGUGGAUUUGGAAUUAAAACUGUGUAGACGUUGUUGCCUGCAAUAACAGUUUGCAAGUAACCCAUUAAACUUCUCUUGAAUCUAAA
Sphaerodactylus townsendi is the source of this 6392-nucleotide messenger RNA. It is a transcript of the gene SP4, whose product is annotated as Sp4 transcription factor. The transcript is spliced from 5 exons. The record is from RefSeq and is a predicted model, not a curated record. Bases 494 to 2830 code for a protein of 778 amino acids. Lineage: Eukaryota; Metazoa; Chordata; Lepidosauria; Squamata; Sphaerodactylidae.